This is a messenger RNA of Saccharomyces kudriavzevii IFO 1802, 567 nucleotides long. It is a transcript of the gene ECM1, whose product is annotated as Ecm1p. Gene Ontology annotation, biological process: ribosomal large subunit export from nucleus. NCBI's taxonomy places the organism in Eukaryota, Fungi, Ascomycota, Saccharomycetes, Saccharomycetales, Saccharomycetaceae. The transcript has a single exon. Gene Ontology annotation, cellular component: nucleolus; preribosome, large subunit precursor. The record is from RefSeq and is a predicted model, not a curated record. Bases 1 to 567 code for a protein of 188 amino acids.
AUGUCCAAGAAAAUAUCAAAGAAUUCCAGAGCUGCCAGACAAUCAGGUGCUUACGAUUUAGAAGUAAAGGAUUUGACCAACUUACCAAGGGUUGAAAAAACAGAUCUGACCAAUAUCUUGAUUAGAACAGCCGCAAAAAAUGGAGCAUUACUGGAGGCAAAGAUCUCUAAGAAAGCUGAUAAGAGCAAAAGAGGUAAAAAGAUAAAUAAAAAAGCUCUCGAAGACAAGCUAGCUAACUCUAUCUCAUCCAUGGACAAGGAUCGUCUAGUGAAGGCGUUGAACUUCACCAAUCGUUUGGACGGGAAAAUUGCAAAGUCCAUAUCGCGUGCCAAGUAUGUUCAAAAUACAAGGAAGGCUGGCUGGGAUAGUACCAACGACACUAUAAGGAGAGAGUUGGCUCUUUUGAGCGGAAACUUAUCCGUGGCGUCAAAGGGUGCCACGAAAGAUGAUAUGGAUAAAGAAAGUGAAGAGAGUCCAGAAGCGUUUGAUUCCUUAGCAGAGGAUAAGGUGGCACAGAAGACUCCCGUCAAUAGAUUCGGGGUCUUGCCGGAUGAUGUUGAAGAAUAG